CGUUCGCGUAUCCAGCACAUGAUAGGCAUGGCCCGAGCCACCAAAUAUGUCAAUUGAGCAGUGAACAUGGCCAUUGCGUUACAAGGACUGAGCGAAACUGCCGAUGCUCCCGUUUGGUGAGGGCCGCUAGGGCCGAAAAGGAAUUAGGGAGAACAACGGAAGGCAUACGCGCUCAGCGGUCGGCGAGGAUAUCCGGGUUUGGGGGCACGCGUGCGGGGGGCCCCUCGGCCUCGGAAUCCCGUGAGGGCAACCGUUCGCCGUGCCGGACAGAAGCUACACAGCUAGGAGCGGCACCUCGGAGUCAUGAGGACUCGCCUGUACCUCAACCGAUGGCUCACCUUUGUGGCGUCCUGUUUAAUGCAGGCGUCCGCCGGCCUGUCCUACAGCUUCUCCAUCUAUGCGCCGGUGCUGAAGGAGAUCUGGGGCUACCAUGAGACGCAGAUUGCCACCGUGGGCAGCUGUUUCAACAUCGGUGGCUACCUGGCUAUACCCAGCGGGGCGCUGUAUGACCGACUGGAGAAGCACAAGCGCUUCGGGCCGCGGUUCGUGGCGGUGAUGGGCAGCCUCACCCUGGCUCUGGGCUACCUAGGGUUGUACGCGGCGGCCAGCGGUCUGCUGCAGCCCCACUUCGCGCUGGUGUGCCUGUUCGCAGUGCUGGGAGGCAACUCCAGCACCUGGUUUGACACGGCGUGUGUGGUCACCAACGUCCGCAACUUCCCGCGCGACCGUGGCACUGUGGUCGGCAUCCUGAAGGCCUUCGUGGGCCUGUCCGCUUCCAUCUACUCGGCCAUCUACGCAGCCGACUUCAUGUCAGGCUCCGGUGCCUCGCCCCCUCCGCCCGCCUCUCCGCCCUUCUCCCCACCCCCUUCUUCGGAUCACCACGUGCCACCGGCCUCAGCGCUGCGCUCCCUGCUCUCGUUUGCCGCCCACCUGCCGCCUGCCGCAGUGCCCAGCCCUAGCCUGAGCCCCAGCCCUGCUCCCAGUCCCAGCCCUGCAGACACCGAUGCCCGGAACUCCGGCGCCCUGAGCUUCCUCCUCUUCAUCGGCACCGUCCCGCCGCUGUUCUCCCUGCUGCUGGUGUCUUUAAUCAAUCUGGUCCCAGAGGCUUACCAUGAGCCACAGCCUGUCAAAGAGGAGGAUGGCACCGGGCCCGGCACAGGGGCAGGGGCAUCGGCGCCGUCUGCGCCGGCAGAUACCAGCCGCUCCGGGCGGCGGCGCGGAGGCAGCGGCGGCGGAGCGCGCGGCGAGCCCGGCGGCAGUGACCUGCAGCAGCCCCUGCUGUUGCCGGAGCCUCAGGAGCGGCACGGCCUCGGCACGCAGCACCCAGCACCCAAUGCGCAGCAGGGCCCGAGCCGGCCGCAGCUCGACCAGUGGCAGCACACGCCGCGCGCGGGCGCGUCGCCUUCCUCCUCUCUGCCCGGCGCCUCCUCGCCGCAGCGUCCCGCCGCGUCGCGCUUCACCACUCAGGCGCGCUUCACCUUCACCUACUGUCUGGUGGUCGUGGUGGCGGUGUAUCAGACCGUAGCCGCGCUGCUGGAAGGCCCGGCGGCGCACGCCACGCCCAUCGAGCGGCAGGAGCUGCUUGCCGGUCUGCUGGGCCUGCUGGGCGUGCUGCUGCUGGUGCCGCUGGCGAGCGGGGACUGCGUGCACCGCAAGCCGCGGCCGGACGCGGUGGAGAGGGUGCGGCGCAACCUGCUGAUGCGGCUGGCGCGCCGCGCGCUGAGCACUGCCGCCGCGUCCGCGGCGUCGGCGGCCUCGGCGGCGUCGUUCGGCAUAAGGGGCUGGAGCAUCAGCCGGCGUGGCGCCAGCGUUAGCGUGACGGGAGGGGCUGGGGCGGGCGGCCCCGGGGCGGGCGGCGCGGCGGCCGGCGGCGGCGCAGCUAGGGUAGCGGCCGCGGGGCCAGCAGUGGUAGCGGUUGUGGCGGAGGAGGUGGUAGUGGAGAAGUUGGCGGUUGUCAAGGUGCCGGCGGAGGCGCCGCAGGCGUCAACUGCAGCCAAGACUGCGGCGCCUCUGGUGCCGGCUACAGGCAAACCAGAGUCACUGCUGCCUCCGCCCGCGCUGCCGCACAUCCACACGCACCGCGGCGGCCCCAUUCCUACCGUGCACGCUGCUGCGGCGACGCCCACAGGCGAGUCAGCCGCCACCUCCACCACGCCCGACACGGCGGCGACAGUCGCGCUGACGGAGCCCACCGGGCCACAGGGUGGUACUGGUGGCGUGGGUGUUCGUGACCAGGACCUGGAGGCGGCACUGGAGCGGCUGGAGUCGGUGCCGGCACUUCCCGACCUGACACUGGGCCAGGCGGCGCGCACACCCAUGUUUUGGUUGCUCAUGUUUCAGUUCAGUGUGGGUCUGGGCACUGGCCUGGCCUACCUCAACAACCUGGGCUCCAUCGUGGUGGCGCUGGGCGGCAAGCAGGGCGGCCAGGUGGUGUUCGUGUCGCUGUUCAGCGUGGCCAACGCAACCGGCCGUCUGAUGGGCGGCGUGUUGUCGGAGCACGUGCUGCGGCGCUACGGCACGCCGCGCACGCUGGUGCUGCUGGCCGUCAGCUGCCUAUCGCUGCUGGCGGUGGGCGGCGCCGCCGCCUCCGACCUUGGCGACCUGUACGCGGUCAGCCUGGUGGCGGGGCUGGCGUUCGGCGCGCACUGGGGCGUCAUACCCGCCGUCACCAGCGACCUGUUCGGCCUGACCCACUUUGGCAGCAACUACACCGGGCUGCAGCUGGGCCCGGCCGCCGGCGGCUACCUGCUGGCCACGGUGCUGACCGGCAAGCUGUACGACCGGGCGGCGCGGCAGCACGGCGACAGCCUGUUCUGCCAGGGGGCGGACUGCUACUUCGCCACAUGGUGUGUGCUGGGCGGGCUGAACCUGCUGUCGCUGCUGGGCACCCGGGAGCUGUACGCCCUGACCGUCAGGCAGUACAGGCGCAUGGUGCGGGCAGGCGGCGUGUGAGGAGAGAAAUGUCAGAGAGAGUGAUAGAGAGUGAGAGAAUGGGAGUGAGGCAUGGCGGCGUGGCGUGAUGCGGCCAUGCUGGUGUUUGUGCGGGUUGCGGAGCGGGAGUAAACCGGGCGAGCGGGGCUGUGGGAAGUGCCAAGCGGACGAGAGGGGUGAGGAGUGCGCACUGACGUCGCAAAGGGCUGCAGGUGGCGUUUGCUGCAUGCAGGAGGACACCCGGCGGCUGCUGUGCAUCUGCACACACCUACCCUCGACACAUACCCCUGCAUUUGCAUUUGCAUGCCAAGCGGUUGCAGAUGGUUGCAGGCCACGGGGUAUACACUUUCGAGUGUGCAUACCAGUGGGUUAUUGUUUGUUGAGGAAGCCUCCAUCUGUAGCCGUGCCUCCAUAGCCGGGCGCGGCUCAGUCCAGAGCCUGGGUCGGCCUGGGUCGGGACUCGACCUGACUCAAC
Molecule: messenger RNA, 3406 nt
Organism: Chlamydomonas reinhardtii
Lineage: Eukaryota; Viridiplantae; Chlorophyta; Chlorophyceae; Chlamydomonadales; Chlamydomonadaceae
Exons: 9
Coding region: 304-2952 (882 amino acids)
Cellular component (GO): membrane
Molecular function (GO): transmembrane transporter activity
Source: RefSeq, a predicted model, not a curated record